Molecule: messenger RNA, 2756 nt
Organism: Lineus longissimus
Lineage: Eukaryota; Metazoa; Nemertea; Pilidiophora; Heteronemertea; Lineidae
Product: UV-stimulated scaffold protein A-like
Exons: 13
Coding region: 9-2609 (866 amino acids)
Biological process (GO): response to UV; transcription-coupled nucleotide-excision repair
Cellular component (GO): chromosome
Molecular function (GO): RNA polymerase II complex binding
Source: RefSeq, a predicted model, not a curated record
GUGUAAACAUGUCUGAAGAAGAGGCAGCGCUUGACCAUGGUUUGUGCCAGGAGAUGGCGAAAUAUGUGGAGGAAUUGACAACAUCUGGCAGUCAGACUCUAGAUGAAGGCAUCAUGAAAAGCUUGAAAAAGAUCUGCAAGGUUUCUGAUGGAUAUGUUAAACAUCUACAUCACUUGGUUAUGUCUCAACUGGAAAAAGAACAUGCCGAGAUCCGUUUUUCUGCCUUCCAGAUUGCCAAUGAGAUAUUUGUGAGAUCACAUCAGUUUAGAGAACUCAUUCUCUCGGAUUUCCAUAACUUCUUAGAGCUAACAGCCGAGAUUGAUUUUGAUUGUCCCCUUCCACCUCCAAAGCAUGCCGCAAAGAAUCUGAAUCGUUUGGCCAUCCAAGCUGUUCAAAAAUGGUACAUAGAUUUUGGACAUGCCUACAAGAAGUUAGCACUGGGAUACAACUUUUUGAAGAAUUUUAAGAAGGUUGAAUUUAAUGAUGCUAGUGCUCAAAAUGUGAUGGAGAGACGAGUAGCUGAAGAAAGAGAUCGGAGACGCUGCGAAUUUAUGACGAAAAAGUUGGACACUUUACGCAAAGAAAUGGAUGAAAACUGUACUGAGAUUCUUGCUUGUGUAACACAGUUGGAAAGUGGGAUUGACCUCAUUUUGCCAAAUCCUGAUUUCGAGAUCGACUGGGACAAAAUUUAUUCUAGUGCAAAUGAAGUACCUCGUUGGGAGCCUGUGGUUUCUUCUGCAUCUGUGAUGCCGUGUGAUGAGAAUACUGACACAAAUGAUCUCACUCCAACAUGCUCGGGCGUUGGUGAUAAUCAUGACAAAGAACCUGAUAAAGAUUCUACUAGUGCUGGAGUUGGUGAACAUGUUCCUGAGUUGCUAGCAAAAUGUGACGAUUGCAAUUCAAAAAAUGAAACGCUAGGACAGAAUGAAGGCCACAGUCCUACUCGGAAGAAUCCAGAUACUUGUGAAAAGACGCAUAGUUCUUUUCUGGGUAAAAGAGGGCCAGACAUUGAUGCGGAUACAACGGGGAAAAAGUCGCGGAAGGAGAAAAAUCAGAGCGUCGAUUCCGAAUCACAAAACGACAAUUCUGACGGCAAAGUGUCCAAAUCACAUCAAGGUAGUGCUGACAACCAAGUUGGCAAUAUAGACAUUUUUGACAAAUUCAAGCUCCCAUUUCCAAUUGCAAAGUCUUCGAAAAGUGGUGGAAAAAAUUCUAGACUAGUUGGCUUAACAGAAGCGGAAAUUAAUAUGGACACAUUUUCAGGUGGAAAUGAAGCGGUGAAGUCGGACUCUGGAACAUCCUGUACUUCUGAUGAUAGUGAUUACGAUGACUUUGAAGAAGUUUCCGAUAUUGCCAGUAUGAUCAGUAAAACUGGUUCAGCAUUUAUUCGAGAGCAUGGAUUCGGGACGUGGCGUUAUAAUCUCAACAUUGAUGUGACGCCAGAGAUUAUUGAGGAUGAUAACAAUACAGAUAUCAUCCAGAAUCUUGUUGAUGCUCAGAGGUUGAUUGAUACAAAGUUUGGGCCCAUGGUCAGCAGGUGGCUCGAGAUUCUGACAAAAUUUGGUGGGCACCAAGACCAAGUGCGGGAAGUUCUGGAGCUGAGGAAGAGAGUGACAACAACUAGAGAUAAAUAUGAGUUCGUUAGCAAGAGAAUUGAAUUCAGGCCCAGGAAGAGUGUUGAAGAACCAGAACAAUCUACGAGUAAAGGCAGCCGUCCAUCACAGUAUGCUGGGAAGACGGCCAGUCAAUGGCAGAUUCAAUCGCGGCCAAGUCACGUUGAGUGUUCAUCUGAUCCCACCACUGUCGAAGCCACGCUUAAUGUCCUCAAGAAAAAAAUUCACACGGAGACGAUUACGACACCAACCAGCAGCUUUCCAAAGCCUCUGUCCUCCACGGCUGACAUUGAUCCCAAGAAAGCAGAAAUGUUGAAGAGGGCUCCCAAGGUUCAGUUUGACACCGACUUGAGUUACUGGGGCAAAUCAGAGAAGGAAAUUAAGCCUCCAACAGUCGUCAAGUUUGAUUCAUUGCAUGUAUUUUGGCAAUCUGAAAAUACGGGGAGUGAAUUUGUAACUGCAAACACGCUCGAAGCCAUGACGUCGCGGAAGAUUGACUUUACGGGCCGGUAUCAACCAGUCAAGUGGGCCUGCCGGGCACCCAUGCCAAAUGGAAAGUUGUGUGAAAGAAGAGAUAGGUUAAAGUGUCCAUUCCAUGGCAAGAUCGUUCAGAGAGAUGAGAAGGGCCUUGAAAUUAAACCGGAAGAUGCAGUGGCAACAGCAUCAUCAGGAGCUGGAACAAGUGCAGGUGGAGAGGAGGUGCCAGAUUGGCAGGACCCGGAGCUCCUCCGUGAUAUUGAGGCCGCCAAGGGCGUUGACCUGGGGUCUGGUAAGGGAAAGGGGAAAGCCAAGGGAAAAGGGAAAGGAAAGAAGAAGGAGAAAUACCCUGGGCUGACAAACUUGAAGCAGACACAGAAUACUGCUAGGAAUAGAUUGGAGAAGCGGGUACUCAGCAGGAGAGCUCUAAAGAAAGUGGCAUCAGACCUGGACAAGAUCGAUGAGAGGAAAUUCAAGGACAAGUUCUGUAACCAAUUCAACUAUCAUUUCAAAAAGUGAAAUGUGGACUUUUUGGGGUGUGGAUGAAAUGUCACUGAGACAGCCUUCGGAUUGACUUCUACAACUUGGCUUGAUAAUCAUUGCUGGCUGUUGUGAUCAACGAUUCUUUUCUUCAGAUCAUGACUUAUUGAUAAUGACCUUCAUUCA